AUGUCGGACACUGAACAAAAUUUAGAUGCUGGUGCGGUAGCGCCCUCACCAGACAAUGCAAUGUUAUUCAACAUGUUUUCCGAACUACAAAAAAGUAUGGUAGAAACCACACAAUUUUUAAGUGAACUAUGCGCUGAACGCGCGUCAAAGACAGUCGAUUCAGAAGAAUCGCAAACGCCAGUCCCAGAGGAGGACACCACAGCAGCUUCAGAGGAAGCAAAUACUGAUACGCCAGCUUCAGAGGAAGCUAGUCCAUCUGGCCAGAGGGUCGUAAAUGAUGAUACAUUAAGCAUUCUUGGCGGCGAUGAUUUUGACGAUAAUGAGGACCUUUUAGAUGAAAUUGAUGAAUCGUUACGGCCGUCAGACUCUAUAGGCCCACCGAUACAUGAAAAAAUCGCAAAAAUUGUAAACGACAAGUUUUCAUCAGAUCUCGGACUAGAGAAACGUAAGGAGAUAUUUGAAAAAUAUAAAACACCUGAAAAUUGUCCAAAGCUUUUUGUACCAAAGGUUAAUGAACCUAUUUGGACGAGCCUCAAAGCUUUUCACCGACAGCGUGACGUACGCACAGCAGUCUUACAAGACUCUAUUGUUCGAGUAUCAAGCACACUUUCUGUUACUGUUGACGAGCUACUAAAAUGUAGAGAAAACAAGACAUUGCCUGAUUAUCGUACUGUUGCCUCACGUCUUUUUUAUUCAAUUGCGCUUUUGGGCCAUGUUAAUACGGAAUUAUCCUAUAAAAGACGGGAUUCACUACGCCCAUUACUCAGUAACGAAUUAAAGCCUGCUUGUCACCGAUCGAACAAACCCGAGAAAUUUCUUUUUGGUGACGAUCUGAGCAAAUCAGUCAAUGAGGCUAAAUUGCAUGAGAAAUUCUUGCUGCGUGAUUCAUUCCCUCGCCAACGGUUUAUGCCUUAUCCAAACCAAAAAAGGCAACAUUUUUUACCAAAAAGGGGGAGGGGUCAAUUUCCUCCCCAGCAAACAUUCCGUCCGUUCCGAAGCCAACAACAGAAGAGUCAUUUCCGUCAAUAAAUAAUCAGGUAAUUGGUUUUCCGACAUACUUCAUCUCAAAAAUCUUGCCAAAUUUAAAAAGACUGAUUGAUCUAUUUUGUGGCGGCCAAAUUAAAUAUUUUAUUUCACAGUGGGAAGCUUUGACUUCUGACAAAAGUAUACUACAGACUGUCAAAGGUGAAGUCAUUGAGUUUAUCGGAGACCCUCCAACAUGUUCUAUUUAUCCAACAAACUCGAUUUCAAAAGAUCAUGAAAUUAAAAUAGACGAAGAGAUUUCUAAACUCUUGGCUAAAAACGUCAUUGUCAAAACUUCCCACGAACCAGGCGAGUUCAUUUCGCCAAUCUUUUCCGUUCCCAAGAAAGAUGAUAAGGUUCGACUUAUCUUAAAUCUCAAAAAAUUUAAUGAACAUGUCAAAUCAUACCAUUUUAAAAUGGAUUCCAUUAACACCGCCUUAUCACUUAUGACAAAGGAAUGUUGGCUAGCAUCCCUCGAUCUCAAGGAUGCGUAUUAUACUGUUGGUAUACAUAAGGACUAUCAAAAGUUCUUAAAAUUCCUUUAUAAAGGAAAACUUUUCAAAUAUACUGUUUAUCCAAAUGGUUUAUCAACAUGUCCACGAAAGUUUACAAAACUACUUAAACCAGUCUUAUGUACCUUAUGAAAAAAUGGUCAUAUACUUGUAAUAUUUAUUGAUGAUAUUUUGAUCAUAUCCACCUCAUACGAGGGCUGUAUUACAUCAAUUAUCGAGGCUGUCAAUCUCCUCACUAACUUAGGCUUUGUCCUUCAUGUUGAGAAGUCAAUGUUUUUCCCUCAACAGAAGAUUGUGUUUUGGGGUUUUGAGCUCAAUUCCGCAACCAUGAAAAUUAAGCUAACUAAUGAGAAAAUCACAAAAAUAAUGUCUCGUAUUUCAUGUAUACUAAAUUCAGACAGGUACACAAUUCGGGAGGUAGCCCAAAUUAUUGGGUUACUUGUUUCCAGUUUCCCAGCCGUUCGAUACGGAGAAUGUCACUAUCGAGCCAUUGAACAAAAUAAGAUUGAGGCAUUAAAAAUAGCAAAGGGAAACUUUGAUACAUAUAUGCAAUUGUCAACUUGUUCAAUUGAAGAACUGAAUUGGUGGUUAGUGAAUUUACCAAAUUCUUAUAACUUGAUCCAUCCCACUCCCGUAGAUGUCAGUGCUAAUUCAGACGCAUCUCUCACGGGUUGGGGAGGUGUGCUGGAUAACUGUUCUACGGGAGGGUCUUGGACUGCAGUCGAAGCACAACAACAUAUAAAUUAUUUGGAAUUGCUCGCUGCGUUUUUCACUUUGAAAAGUUUUAUAAACCACUUACGAAAUAAGCAUGUAAAAAUCAUGAUUGAUAACACAACGGCAGUGUCGGUAAUUAAUAAUAAAGGCACAAAUCACAGUGAGCAAUGCAAUGAGGUGACACAUGAGAUUUGGGCCUUAUGUGAAAAGCAUGGAAUUUGGCUCACCCCCGCAUACAUUCCCGGUAAACUGAAUAUUCUUGCCAAUAAAGAAUCCAGAAACAAAGACCUUGACACUGAAUGGAUGCUUAAUAAAAAAUAUUUGACUGAAGCUCUAUCCAAACUAUGUUUUUCACCUAAUAUUGAUCUGUUUGCCUCUCGAUUAAACAAACAAUUUGAUACAUACGUAUCCUAUAAACCAGACCCAUAUGCUAAGCAUAUCGAUGCCUUUACUAUUUCCUGGGCAUAUGAAAAAUUUUAUUGUUUCCCUCCUUUCAGUUGCAUCCUGAGAGCACUCAGGAAAAUAAUUCAAGACAAAGCCACGGGCAUUCUUGUGGUCCCCGACUGGCCAACACAGAGCUGGUAUCCCCUCCUACUUCAAUUUCUAGUGAAGCCUCCACAUCGUCUAUUGCCCAAAGCCGACCUCUUAGUCUUACCAUCAGACCGGGACCACAAACAUCCUCUCCACAAGAACUUGAACAUUCUUAUUUGUCAUGUCGUUUCGCCACCGAUACAAUUGACAUUAUUCUCAGUUCUUGGCGAGAGGGAACUAAGACGCAAUAUCAGUCAACUGCAAAGAAAUGGUUUGAUUUUUGUCAGAAAAACAACUGUGAUAUCAUUUCACCACCUUUGCCUCAGGCAUUGUCAUUUCUGUCCGACUUAUUCAAAUCUGGUUUGUCGUACAGUUCUAUUAAUACUGCUAGAAGUGUUCUUUCUUCAAUUUUGUCCUGGGAGAGCAAUCCUACUCCCUUCGGCCAACUGCCCAUCGUUAAACGUUUUAUGAAAGGUGUAUAUGAGUCCCGACCGUCUCUGCCAAGGUAUUGCUCCACAUGGAAUGUCAAUACUGUCUUCAAUUAUUUAAGACGUCAGCAAGCACCAUCAUUAUUAUCCAUGAAAGACCUCAGUCAAAGAGUUGCUUUUCUCUUAGCCCUUCUCAGCGGACAGAGAUGCCAAACAAUCGGUAAACUAUCAAUAGACAAUAUGACAAUGGAAGAGACAAAAAUCACUUUUUUAAUAGCAGAUAAAUUAAAACAUUCUAGGCCUGGUGUUCGUCAACAGCCACUAGUUUUUAUGGCGUAUGUUGCUGAUAAAAAAUUGUGUAUCCUAACAUAUUUACAGGAAUAUUUAAAACGAACGUCACCCGUUCGUGGUGACAACAAGCAACUUCUUAUUAGUUUCGUGAAACCUUACAAACCCAUCUCAACGGAAACAAUCUCGCACUGGAUAAAAAACUUCAUGACAACUGCUGGUGUUGAUACUACACAAUAUAAGAGUCAUAGUACUAGAGCAGCAUCAACAUCUCAUUUAGCAUCCCAACAAUUUGACCUUAAAGAUAUCUUGAAUGCAGCUGGAUGGUCAAAAGAAGAGACUUUCAAACGUUUUUACCAUUUCAAAGAUAACAAUGAAUUUAACUUUGGUAGUGCUAUUAUGAAUACACUAUCCUAAACAAUUGCAUGGUCUAUUUGUAUAAUCAUUUUAUUAUGUGAUAUUUCCUUAUACUGUACAUUGUGUUUUCUCUUUCUUGCUGUUUAUUCUUCGGAUAUAAUAUUGGUGCAAUGCCAGCUCUAAAUUCUCGUACAACUACGUAACGACUAUAGCUAAUGACGUAAUAGAAUUGAAAAUUAAACGAGACUUACCUGUAAGUCGAAGUUUGAUUGUAAUUCUAUAAGUCAUUAGCGAGGAGUGGAGGAGUUGUAGGCCCACCCGUGAAAUUACACCCAGGCCCGAUUACCUCCUCCACUCCAGGCAUUGUACCAAUAUUAAUGCUCUAAAUACUGGUUAACUCAUGCGCGGUACUGUCUCUCCUACAACUCCUCCACUCCUCGCUAAUGACUUAUAGAAUUACAAUCAAACUUCGACUUACAGGUAAGUCUCGUUUAAUUUCCAAUUAUACAUGCACUAUACUGGUACAAGGCAUCAAGCCAACAACUCUGUUUGGUUUUACCCACAUAGGAAUUAUAAUGAUAUGUAUCUAAAAAUAACAAUUAGCAACUAAGAAGUAAUUUUGCACACACUUUUAUAAUAUAGAUCAGAUGACAUUGCAAAUUUACUUUCAAACUUGGAAGUCUCAGGUUGGUCCUCAAUGAAGUAUGGGCAAAUAUCCUAUUUACAUAUAAUGAUGCAUGGUGGCAAUAUAUCUGGGAAACUAGUUGAGUAUGCAAAGGAGUAAAAAAACAUGAGCACCAUAUUGAUGCAUUCAUCAACAUAUACAAAAGAGAGAUGGAAAAAUUAUGCCACGAUAUUCCAAAAACUGCUCUGUCAGACAAGCAAAAGAACACUGUCAAAUUGGAAAUGAAAGUGUUGGAGGACAUUUGUAACACAAAUAUUUGAGGCUCCUCUGUCCAUGAUACUUCUAGCACAACUGGUGCAACAUUUUUUAAAGAUAUCGUGGAAGCUGUUUGUGAAAAAUGCCCUUUAAUUUAUGAGAUGGUGAAGACCCCUGUGAUUUCCAACCCAGUAAGCAGAAAUUUGCUGAAAACUAAUGCACACAAAAUGCUAUGCAGAUUGCAUACACUUGGUAUCAUAAGCAACAUAAGGAACUCAAAAACCAGAAAUUGUUCCCCCCUUAUAUUUGGGCUUCCAUGUACAUUGUUUGGUGCUGGGAAACAAUUUAUUGAUAUGCUUCAGUCAAUGGCACUAUCUUUAUGUUGGAAAAGCAUGUAAGUAUUAUUUGUAACUUGUUUCUGAAUGAGUCAUUCCAGAAAACAUACAUAUAUUGUUCAAAAGUCAUGAUGCCUUUAAUGUGCAUCCCACUAUUAAGCAUACAGAGCAAGAUCCCUUGCCUGACCAAGUCAAAGCUGCACAUUUUAUACUUGGGAACAAAUUCCUGAAAUGUGUGCCAGGUAGGAAAAGUGUUGAGAAGUUUGAUGACCCAAAGAAUGGAUCAGUUUCCUCUAACAAUGUUGAUGCAUAUGAAAGUGGGAAAAAGAAAGUUGUUGCCACUUUCAACCAAAAGCUAUUCAACAUAUAUGGCAUCAUUAAUGAAGACCCAGCU
Messenger RNA from Paramuricea clavata, 5462 nucleotides. The record is from the annotation of a GenBank genome assembly. Lineage: Eukaryota; Metazoa; Cnidaria; Anthozoa; Malacalcyonacea; Plexauridae.